AGAGGAUUAUAACAACCUUUUUUACUUUGGAACUGGGAAGCAUCCAAGCAUGCCAGCUGCUUAGCUCAUUGGAUUACAAGCUGCAUAAUUUUUCAGUCAUGCUUCUGGAAGGCGGAAGGAGUUAACAUCCUGAGGCACCCAGCCAGUUAGGAGCAUUCAGGUGUGACUGUUCUUUCAUUCCUUGACUGCGUGCAGUUACAGUGCAAACACCUUAGAAAGCAGCAGCCAUUGGAGUUGCAGAAACAGCUCUGAUCAGGAGAUACUAGAAAAUGGCUGACCCAGAAUCAACUUGUCCCAAGGAGCAGUCUCUGGAAUUGGUUUGUAAUGAAUCCAACCCUGUGGCAAAUGGAUCACAGUUUUGUGAAGAAGAGUCUGAGAGUGUAGAACUGAAAAAAGAAGGGGAACCUCUGUCAGAGCUGGAAAGGGAAGGCAACCACAGCAACGGAGCAGACCUGGGAGAUGAUCUGACUGAAAAUGGAUCCAAGGAGGAGCCACCAGGUCAACCUGGUGUGAUUGGGAAAGGGGAAGCAAUGGAAGAAGAAGAGGUCCUUUGUGACUUUUGCUUGGCUGAGAAGGUGCAGGCAGUGAAGUCCUGCCUGACCUGUAUGGUCAAUUAUUGCCAGGACCACUUGCGUCCUCACCUGGAGAAUGCCAAACUGCAGACCCAUAAGCUUAUGGAUCCAUUGAAGGACAUUGACAUGCAGAGCUGUGAGGCCCACAAGAGGCACCUCAACUGGUUUUGCCACAGUGAUAUUGUGUGCGUCUGUGAGGAGUGCCUCGCUGAUGGGCACCAGGGACACACGGCUGUUACCUGUGCAGUCGCCAGGAAAGAAAAGGAGCAUGAACUUCUUCAGCUCCAAGCAGAAUAUGACUGGAAACUGAGGUCAGCUGAAAAUGCAAUUGUUAAACUGCAGAAGAAUUCGGAGUCUAUAGUGAGUUCGGUGUCUGAAGUGAAAACCUUAGUGGAAGAGAAGUUUGAGGAGCUGCUACAAGCGGUCAAGAAGACUCACUCCGUUGUGCUAGCUUUCCUAGAGGAGAAGGAGCGUGCUGCAGUGAACCACGCCAAUGGAAUAAAGAUACACCUGGAGAACAAGCGAGUGACGAUGGAGGAAUGUAAGAACAGGCUGGAGAAGAUGGCCACACAUACCAAUGACAUCAUCUUCCUAAAGGAAUACUGUGAAUUCAAGAAGAGUGCAGGAGAUGACACACUGCCCAGUGUGUACAUUGGCCUAAAAGACAAAUUGUCAGGCAUCCGAAGGGUGGUCUCAGAGUCCACUGAACAUCUUUUACACCUAUUGCAAACUUCCUAUAAGGAUAAGUUGCAGGAGUUUGCCAAAGAUGAAGAUGCUGGCAUCAAAACAAUGGUGUCUGCAAUUGUCCCAUCCAAGCACCGCCUAUCAGCUCCAGAACCCAAAAGCAGGAGUGACUUCUUGAAAUACACCUGCCCAUUAACGUUUGACCCAGUUACUGCUCAUCGCUAUUUGAGGCUCUUGGAUGACAACCACAAGGUCACAAACACCACCCCGUGGGAGCACCCAUAUCCGGAUCACCCAGAGAGAUUUCAGCACUGGCGCCAAGUGCUGUCGGGCAAGAGCUUAUAUAUUGGUCGCUACUACUUUGAAGUUGAGAUCUCUGGGGCUGGCAUUUACAUUGGCAUGACAAACAAGAGCAUUGAUCGGAAAGGUUCAGAGAGCAACAGCUGCAUCUCGGGCAAUGACUUCUCCUGGUGCAUUAAGUGGAAUGGCAAAGAGUUCGCUGCUUGGCACAGCGAUGUGGAGACACCAUUGAAAACUGAGGGGUUCAGCAGGAUAGGCACCUACCUGGAUUACCCCAGAGGCACCCUCUCCUUUUAUGGCAUUGAGUCGGAAUCCAUGACCCUCUUGCAUACAUUUGAGUGCAAGUUCGCUGAACCUCUGUACCCAGCUUUCUGGUUAUCAAAGAAAGAAAACAGCGUGCGGAUUGCGAAGUUGCGGGAGGAGGCUGAGCAAAAUCCAGCCCUUCUUCCUCCCUCAGGAGAAGCACUUUCUUCCAGCACAGUUUUGGCCCCUCAGAGCGAAGGAGAGGCAAGUUCAAAGGCUGUGGAUUCAGGACGGAGCCUAUGAUCGUGAGUGAUGUGAUCAUGGGGCAAGAUCA
Molecule: messenger RNA, 2133 nt
Organism: Elgaria multicarinata webbii
Lineage: Eukaryota; Metazoa; Chordata; Lepidosauria; Squamata; Anguidae
Gene: TRIM16
Product: tripartite motif containing 16
Exons: 7
Coding region: 270-2102 (610 amino acids)
Molecular function (GO): protein binding; zinc ion binding
Source: RefSeq, a predicted model, not a curated record